Messenger RNA from Prunus armeniaca (apricot), 597 nucleotides. Lineage: Eukaryota; Viridiplantae; Streptophyta; Magnoliopsida; Rosales; Rosaceae. The record is from the annotation of a GenBank genome assembly.
AUGGUGAAAACCAAUCAGAAGAAUUCAAUGGAGAGGAAUUUGCUAAUCUUUCACAACAAUUCAAGAAAUUUUUCAAAAGUCAAAAUUCCAGAAGUCAUGACUCAAGAAAUCACUCAGAGAGAGUCAAGUGCUAUGAAUGCGAAGGAUAUGGACGGUGAUUAUACUGAUGAGAGCGUCAAGUGCUAUGAAUGCGAAGGAUAUGGACAUAUUGCCUCUAAAUGUGCCAACACACAAAAGAAGCAAAAUGGAAAAACCAAAGCACUGAAUGUAACCUGGAGUGACAGUGAUUCAGAAUCAGAAAGCACAACAAAAUAUGAUGUGCUGGAAAAGUAUGAUGAUUUGUUGACUGUCUCUCAGAAGCUCAACAAACAUAAUAGAGAACUUGCAAAAAGAGUUGCUGUGCUGGAGCUCGAAAAUAGUAGGACUGCCAGGACGUUGCAAUCCUCUGCUGCUGAACCAGAUAUAAUGGGUGAAGAAAAGAUCGAAGAGAAACGUGGCCUAGGUUUUGAUUCAAUCAACAAGUCUUCCGCUAUAUCCAUAACAAAGUUUGUCAAACCAUCACUUCCUACUGGUGCUCCAACUUCUCAAACAACUUGA